This is a messenger RNA of Bipolaris sorokiniana ND90Pr, 1102 nucleotides long. RefSeq lists its product as uncharacterized. The record is from RefSeq and is a predicted model, not a curated record. Gene Ontology annotation, cellular component: proteasome core complex, alpha-subunit complex; nucleus; proteasome core complex. Gene Ontology annotation, biological process: ubiquitin-dependent protein catabolic process. NCBI's taxonomy places the organism in Eukaryota, Fungi, Ascomycota, Dothideomycetes, Pleosporales, Pleosporaceae. The coding region runs from base 183 to 947 and encodes 254 amino acids. The transcript has 2 exons.
GCGGGAACCUCCAGCAACACCAUCACGACCACUACACAUUGUCCCACUCCGCCGCAACGCAAUCUCCUGGUGACAGCACCUCACCGUGUGUACAUCAGUCAUUGUACUAGCCAAGUUCUUGCCACUGUGAAGCCAAUCAACCCACCUUUGGCUCCAACAACCCCACAAAUCCCACCUUCAUCAUGUUCAGAAACAACUACGACAACGACUCGGUCACCUUCUCACCACAGGGUCGUAUCUUUCAGGUCGAGUAUGCACAAGAGGCUGUCAAGCAGGGUUCAGUUGUUGUAGGCAUUGUCAGCAAGACACACGCAGUACUUGCAGCAAUCAAGCGAAAUGCUGAGGAGCUCUCGUCAUACCAGAAGAAGAUUAUCCCCGUAGAUUCCCACUUUGGUGUCGCCCUUGCUGGCCUCGCCUCCGAUGCUCGCGUUCUCUCCAACUUCAUGAAGCAGCAAUCACUCGCAUCCCGGCUCACGUACGACCGCGCCAUUCCCCUCUCCGAAAUCACUUCGCGUAUCGCAGACCGCGCACAAACCAACACGCAGCAGUAUGGACGGAGACCUUACGGUGUUGGAUUGUUGAUUGCAGGUGUAGACGCAAAGGGACCCCACCUGUUCGAGUUCCAGCCUAGCGGUGUCACACAGGAGAUGAUUGCAUGCGGUAUUGGAGCCAGGAGUCAGAUGGCAAGGACAUACCUCGAGAGGCAUCUGGAUGAGUUCGAAGGUGCCAGCAGGGAGGAAUUGAUUAAGCACGCUCUGAGAUCACUGAAGGAGUCGCUAUCACAGGACAAGGAGCUAACAGUCGACAACACCAGCGUUGGUAUUGGCGGCAUUGGCGAGAACUUUGCGCUUUACGAGGGCCAGGAUCUUGCUGAGUGGCUAGACGCUACGUUCGAGAACAGGGAAGGCGGCGAUGACGCGGAGGGCGGCGAAGCUAUGGAGCUGUAGGAGACUUAGUUUCUCACGGUUCACUACAAGCAUCAUAGGUCUCAGGCGUAUGACCAGGAGUGCUCCUCGACGAGGGGUUACUGUAGAUCACGACACGGUUGCGCUUUUACGAGCAGGCAGCCUAUGAAAACAUAAUGAACAUGACUUCAAGACCA